This is a messenger RNA of Camarhynchus parvulus, 2583 nucleotides long. RefSeq names its product glutamate receptor ionotropic, NMDA 2D-like. Lineage: Eukaryota; Metazoa; Chordata; Aves; Passeriformes; Thraupidae. The record is from RefSeq and is a predicted model, not a curated record. Gene Ontology annotation, molecular function: transmitter-gated monoatomic ion channel activity involved in regulation of postsynaptic membrane potential; NMDA glutamate receptor activity. The coding region runs from base 82 to 2583 and encodes 833 amino acids. Gene Ontology annotation, cellular component: plasma membrane; postsynaptic membrane; postsynaptic density membrane. Gene Ontology annotation, biological process: long-term synaptic potentiation; excitatory postsynaptic potential; synaptic transmission, glutamatergic. The transcript is spliced from 14 exons.
UUGUCCCCUCUGUGUUGUCCCCCCGGCCGAGAUGAGGCAGAGCCCCCCCGAGAGGAGCUUGGGCCAGGGCGUGGUGGCACCAUGAGCCCCCCGGUCCCGGUCCCCGUCCCCGCCGGCAGGAUGCUGCUCGCCCUGGCCCUGGCCUGCGCCAGCCCCUUCCUGGAGCCGCCGGCGGCGCCGCGCCGCACGCUCAACGUGGCCGUGAUCCUCAGCGGGGCCUCUUACGGCCCCGCCGGGCCCCGCCUGGCGCCCGGAACCUUCCGGAACUUCUCCUUGGACGUGAACCCGGUGGGGGUGGUGCUGAACGACACCAACCCGCGCAGCCUGAUCGUGCGGCUGUGCGACGUGCUGAGCUCGCUGCGCAUCCACGGCGUCGUCUUCGAGGACGACACGCGCUCCGAGGCCGUGGCGCAGAUCCUGGACUUCAUCUCGGCCCAGACCUCCGUGCCCAUCAUUGGCGUCAACGGCGGCUCCGCCAUCGUCCUCACGCCCAAGGAGAAGGGCUCCACCUUCCUGCAGCUGGGCUCCUCCACGGAGCAGCAGCUCCAGGUGAUCUUCGAGGUGCUGGAGGAGUACGACUGGACGGCCUUCGCCGUGGUCACCACGCUGCUGCCGGGCUACGAGGACUUCGUGGACUACGUGGAGGUGCUGACCGACAGCAGCUUCAUCGGCUGGGAGCACCGCGGCGUGGUCACCCUGAACCUCACCGACGACCCCGAGGGCGCCCGGACGCGCCGGCAGCUGCGCGAGGUCUCGGCGCAGAUCCGGCUGCUCUACUGCUCGCGCGACGAGGCCGAGGCCGUGUUCCGCGCCGCGCGCGACGCCGGCCUCACCGGGCCCGGCUACAUCUGGUUCGUGGUGGGCACCAACCUGGGGGGAAGCGAGCAGCUGCCCGAGCACGUGCCCGCCGGGCUGUUCGCCGUGCUGUCGGCCGGCUGGCGCGACGACCUGCAGCACCGCGUGCACAACGGCGUGGCCAUCGUGGCCAAGGGCGCCGAGGCGCUGCUGCGCGACUACGGCUUCAUCCCCGAGUUCAACAACGACUGCCGCGCGCCCAACGUCACCCAGAUCAACGACAACCUGCACAGGUACUUCAUGAACAUCACGUGGGGAGAGAAGGAUUUCUCCUUCAACGAGGACGGGUACCUGGUGAACCCCUCGCUGGUCGUCAUCUCCCUCAACAAGGAGCGCACCUGGGAGGUGGUGGGCAGCUGGGAGCAGCAGGUGCUGAGGCUCAAGUACCCGGUGUGGUCGCGCUACGGGCGGUUCCUGCAGCCCGUGGAGGACGGGCGGCACCUGACGGUGGCCACGCUGGAGGAACGUCCCUUUGUCAUCGUGGAGAACAUCGACCCCGCCACCGGCACCUGCAUCCGCGACUCCGUGCCCUGCCGGCGCCAGCUCAACCGCACCGCCAGCCCCCCGCCCUUUGAGAAGAAGUGCUGCAAAGGUUUCUGCAUCGACAUCCUGAAGCGCCUGGCGCGGGCCCUGGGCUUCACCUACGACCUCUACCUGGUCACCAACGGCAAGCACGGCAAGAAGAUCGACGGCGUCUGGAACGGCAUGGUGGGCGAGAGACCCCAAAAACCCCAAUUGGGAUCACCCAAUCCCAACUGGGAUCUCCCAAUCCCAACUGGGAUCAGCGUGAUGGUGUCCAGGAGCAACGGCACCGUGUCCCCCUCCGCCUUCCUGGAGCCGUACAGCCCGGCCGUGUGGGUGAUGAUGUUCGUCAUGUGUCUCACCGUGGUGGCCGUCACCGUCUUCAUCUUCGAGUACUUCAGCCCCGUGCGCUACAACCGGAGCCUGGCCAGCGGCCAGCGCGCGGGUGGCUCCACCUUCACCAUCAGCAAGUCCAUCUGGCUGCUGUGGGCUGGUGUCACCUGUUUCCAGCGGCCCCAGGAGCAGUACCCCCCUCUGAAGUUCGGCACGGUGCCCAACGGCUCCACGGAGAAGAACAUCCGCAGCAAUUACCCGGCCAUGCACAGCUACAUGGUGCGCUACAACCAGCGCGGCGUGGAGGACGCGCUGCAGCACCUCAAAACCGGCAAGCUGGACGCCUUCAUCUACGACGCGGCCGUGCUGAACUACAUGGCCCGCAAGGAGGAGGGCUGCAAGCUCGUCACCAUCGGCUCGGGGAAGGUCUUUGCCUCCACCGGCUACGGCAUCGCCCUGCAGCGGGGAUCGCGCUGGAAACGCCCCGUGGACCUGGCCCUGCUCCAGCUCCUGGGGGACGACGAGAUCGAGAUGCUGGAGCGGCUCUGGCUGUCGGGGAUCUGCCACCAGGAGAAGCUGGAGGUGAUGAGCAGCAAGCUGGACAUCGACAACAUGGCCGGGGUGUUCUACAUGCUGCUGGUGGCCAUGGGGCUGAGCCUGCUCGUGUUCGCCUGGGAGCACCUGGUGCACUGGAAGCUGAGGCACCUGGGCACACCUGGGCGGCUGCGCUGCCUGCUGGCCAUCAGCAGGGGCAUGUACAGCUGCUGCAGCGCCGAGGAGCCCCCCACGCCCCCCCCCCACGCGCUCCGCGCCCCCUGUGACCCCACAGGUGACACUGUGACCCUGCAGGUGACCCCACAGGUGACCCUGUGA